This is a messenger RNA of Peromyscus californicus insignis, 588 nucleotides long. RefSeq names its product inteferon-activable protein 208-like. Lineage: Eukaryota; Metazoa; Chordata; Mammalia; Rodentia; Cricetidae. Gene Ontology annotation, biological process: cellular response to interferon-beta; activation of innate immune response. Gene Ontology annotation, molecular function: double-stranded DNA binding. The record is from RefSeq and is a predicted model, not a curated record.
AUGAGUGGGGAGAUGGUGAAUGAAAACAAGAGAAAUAUUCUUCUGUCCAGAUCAGAGUCUAUCAGCGACUACAACUUUAGAGUAGUUAAGUCCUCAGUCCUCACUGAUAUUCCCAUAACUAAGAAAAUGCAAGACGAUUAUAACAGAAUUAAGAUUGCUGACUUAAUGGAAGAAAUUCCAAAGGAUGCUGGAUUGAGUGAACUGAUAGGACUGUGCCAAGAUAUUCCCGAACUUGGAGACCUUGUUGAUACACUUAGGAAAAAAAAUGAACUCAAUUGGUUGGAGCAGAAACAUCUCCUGUUUAAGACUAUCCUGGAGUUCAUGCUGAGAUCUUAUCUCCAGAAAAUAAAAGGAACCCAAAAGGAAGGUUUGGAACUAGAACCAACUAUAAAGACACCUUCAUCAGAGAUAGAGUCUCUCUCUGAACCUGGGGCUAUGCUGGUAGACAGCAAGUCUCAGAGACCAUUUGGAAAAAUAGCAGAUAUGACUUUCCAAAGCCUGUUAAAGGGCAUUAAACAUCAACUUGUACUUUCUAAAUCUAAGCGUAGUGUUCUCCCAUCAUCAAAUGUGAAGAGAGGAUUGACAUAA